CGUGAGACACAUACAAAAUGAAAAGAUGCUGAAGGAGUGCUUGACGCCAUCUGUCAAGCAUGGUGAAGGUAAUGUGAUGGUUUGGGGGUGCUUUGGUGGUGGAAAAGUGGGAGAUUUGAACAGGGUAAAAUGGAUCUGGAAGAAGGAAGGCUAUCAUUCCAUUUUGCAACGCCAUGCCAUUCCCUGAGGACAGCGCUUAAUUGGAGCCAAUUUCCUCCUACAACAGGACAAUGACCCAAAGCACAGCUCCAAACUAUGAAAUAACUAUUUAGGGAAGAAGCAGUCAGCUGGUAUUCUGUCUAUAAUGGAGUGGCCAGCACAGUCACUGGAUCUCAACCCUAUUGAGCUGUUGUGGGAGCAACUUGACGGUAUGCUAUGUAAGAAGUGCCAAUCAAGCCAAUCCAACUUGUAGGAGGUGCUUCAGGAAGCAUGGGGUGAAAUCUCUUCUGAUUACUUUAACAAAUUGACAAAUAGAAUGCCAAAGGUCUGCAAGGCUGUAAUUGCUGCAAAUGGAGGAUUCUUUGACGAAAGCAAAGUUUGAAGGACACAAUUAUUACUUCAAUUAACAAUCCUUAUUUAUAACCUUGUCAACAUCUUGACUAUAUUUCCUAUUCAUUUUGCAACUCAUUUCAUGUAUGUUUUCCUAGAAAACAAGAACAUUUCUAAGUGAAUCCAAACUUUUGAAAGAUUGUGUAUAUCAUUUCAUUCAACAAUAGAUGUACAAAUCUCAGAUUGCCCCUUUAAUUAUUAAUUUAGCUUGAAAUAAAACAUCUUUAAAAUGCAAAUCCUUAUUACCAAACCCGAUUCAAACAUAGACCUGUAAAACCCUUAUCAUUUGGUUUAUAAGAUUUUCACAUUACAAAAUUCUCUUUGGUUUGUUUGGUCUUCUCAGUCUGUUUGCCCAGUUGGUAAAUUAUUAACAGUGUUAGUUAUCAUUAAAGUGAACAAUUUCAUAUUUGAGCUGCACAUUAUAACCCACCUUUUUUUUAGCGGUCUUGUAAACUGUCAGAAAUCCUGUAAGACCAGGUCUCAUUGUGUAAUUUACUAUAGCAUCUGCAGGGAUGUCAAAUAUUGCAACCUUGGAAAAUUAGAGGCUUGGUUAUGGGACAGUGGGUAUUCUUGCCACAGCACGCCGCACUUGGAAUGUUUACAACUCUGGGACGCUGCAUGGCGACCAAGCUCAGAUCGAGAGGAGGGAUCCCGCACCGUCACCCGCCCCCAUCUGCCAAAAGGUUACUUUCCAUUACAUCAAAAGAUCCGCUCAUUCAAGAUAUUGCAGGUUUCAUCGUGGGCGUGUCGUGCGGGAAAACGAUCGAUGUUUUGCGUAGAAUAAUGACCAUAACCGAAAAGUCUGUCUAAUGACCAAAUUGAUCUACUCAAUAGAGUUUGAGUUUACAGAGGACAGUAUCGCUCUUGCAGGAUUUCCCACGUUCUCAAUGACCAAAAGCAGACGGAGUUCUCUGGAGUUGACAGAUAAGACGUGACAAGGUUUAUUUAACGGACCUGCUUCAGGAAAUUUACUUCAAAACAUUUUGAAUUAUCUAAGUCAGCGACCAAACCAGCUAAAAUAUUAUGAUGCUAUACUUUGUGUUACUUUUCCUACCGUAUGUCCUCAGUGUACGAACGCGAAUGGUACUCCCUGGAUAUGAAACGUUGCGUACGAGAAAUGGGAACGAAAAUAGCCAUAAAGUUCUUACAGUAGAUAGGAAAGAAUGUAAGUUCCCGUUCCGUCAAGGAGGAAGCAUUCACCACCACUGUAUCACCAUCAGUUCAUCCAGACCUUGGUGUUCUCUGACGCACAACUUUGAUCGGGAUUUUCUGUGGGGAUACUGUGCAGCUGUGACCACGCAACCCAGUGUGUUCGUCCACUCAUCACGCAGAUUCACAGACCUGUGUCAGGUGAAUCCCUGUCAAAAUGGUGGCAUCUGCACUCUGGUCCCCCACAGACGCUCCUUUGAGUGCUCCUGUCCAGAGAACUUCACCGGGAGGCACUGUGAUCAGAGGAAGUGCUAUGAAACCAUACACCUGAGAUAUUAUGACAUCGGAGAAUCCUGGGGAAGGAUCUACCUUCGUAACGUGGAACGGUGCACAUGUGUGAACGGGGAGAUCUCCUGUGAGAGAGUCCGCUAUACCGUCUGCAGUGAGAACCCCUGUGAGAACGAUGGCACGUGCCGUCUCAUCACAGCCACCAGGGAGGAGGUGUGUGCCUGCAGGCCUGGCUACAGUGGACCCUACUGUAGCAUCGCUCCAGAAGUAGAGUGCUAUGACAACAAGGGCACAGACUACCGUGGCGUGGUGAACACCACCGUCUCUGGUGCCCUCUGUCUACCGUGGAACUCUGACCUGUUACAUGAUGAACUCCACAUGGGCACUGUGGAGCGCGCCACCCUCAGGGGCUUGGGGGAACACUCCUACUGCAGAAACCCAGACGGGGACAAGAUGCCGUGGUGCUACACCCUCAAUGACAGAGCCAUCUCCUGGGAGAACUGUGACGUUCCGUCUUGUGUCAUGCGUUCAUGGGGAAAUGAGCCACUGGUAAAGUCCAAAAUGAUAAGAAGAGCUUCUUCUCGGAGAGUGGUACAGGUGCCACGGCCGCCACCGCCACCUAACGUCCUCCCUGACACCAACCAAACCAAUGACGCCAAGCCAGCCAAGAAGCCUGUGUGCGGAAAGAGGCAUAAGAAGAGGAUAUCAGUGGCCAAGGGUCGCAUCCUGGGUGGCAGCUCUGCCCUGCCCGGUACCCAUCCCUGGAUGGCAGCCCUCUACAUAGGAGAUGACAGCUUCUGCGCGGGCACCCUGGUCUCGUCCUGCUGGGUGGUCUCUGCCGCACACUGCUUCUUUCGCAGUCCCCUUGUGUCGAAGAUCCGUGUGAUUCUGGGUCAGCUUAACUUCAACGUUACAACUUCGGACACCAAAACCUUUGGAGUGGAGAAGUACAUCUUUCCAGGCCGUUUCUCUGUCUUCAAUCCAACUCUCCAUGACAUUGUUCUGGUGAAACUGAAAAAACAAGAUGGCCACUGUGUGAGAAGGACUCAAUUUAUACAGCCUAUCUGCCUGCCGGAUAAAGCCAUGACCUUCCCAGACUACUACUGUUGUCAGAUCACUGGCUGGGGCCACAUGCAUGAGAAGGCAAAUAAAUACAGCAACCUGCAGGAGGCCGGGGUGAGGAUCUUCCCGUUUGAGAGGUGUAUCCAGCCUGAAGUCUACGGCAACCAUGUGACAUCCAACAUGGUCUGUGCCGGGACCGACCGAUGUGUGGAUGCCUGCCAGGGUGACUCAGGAGGCCCCCUGGCCUGUGUGAAGGAUGACGUCAGCUUCCUGUAUGGAGUCAUCAGCUGGGGUGAUGGCUGUGGAAAGACUGGGAAGCCUGGUGUCUACACCAAAGUUGUUAGCUACGUCAACUGGAUCAACACAAUUAUCAAGCGCAAGCCCAAGUCUAAAUGAAUGGACAUCAGCCUUAUUGUAUGGACCUUACAGCUUGUGUCCUAUUGUGGAAUAAUAGUGAUUUUUGCAUAACUGUGAAAUAAAUAUUAUUUUGUGACUGAAUAAAGAUUGUAAAUAUUGUUAAA
Molecule: messenger RNA, 3569 nt
Organism: Oncorhynchus nerka (sockeye salmon)
Lineage: Eukaryota; Metazoa; Chordata; Actinopteri; Salmoniformes; Salmonidae
Gene: hgfac
Product: hepatocyte growth factor activator
Exons: 15
Coding region: 1573-3444 (623 amino acids)
Biological process (GO): blood coagulation; zymogen activation
Cellular component (GO): extracellular region
Molecular function (GO): serine-type endopeptidase activity
Source: RefSeq, a predicted model, not a curated record